Tetrahymena thermophila SB210 is the source of this 1833-nucleotide messenger RNA. RefSeq names its product kinase domain protein. Gene Ontology annotation, biological process: protein phosphorylation. The record is from RefSeq and is a predicted model, not a curated record. Lineage: Eukaryota; Ciliophora; Oligohymenophorea; Hymenostomatida; Tetrahymenidae. Gene Ontology annotation, molecular function: protein kinase activity; ATP binding. The transcript is spliced from 2 exons.
UUAAUCAAAACUUAAAUAUUUUUAUCAGUCAUUUAAUUAAAAAUCAAUAGAAAAAUAUUUAUUAUCAGCUAGGUUAAUAAAUAGGUAAAGGAAUAAGCAGUAAAAAUGGGAAAUUAAUUAGGCUAAACAGUUUAGAGUAGAUAGUUUAUCGACUAAAAUCUAAAGGAUUUCGAAUACUAAACCAUAUUCGUAGAAGAAAUAGAUGACAAAUGUUUUGGGUAGGUGAGAAUACAUAAGAGAAGAAAUACUUUUUAGGGAAAUGGAAAUAUCUUUAUUAUGGAAAAAGCAAACCAUCUUGAUUAGAAAGUGGAAUAUGCAUAACUUUAUGCUGAGUCAUAAGCGCGUCUUGAGUUAUAGCACAAGAAUUUAUUGUAGUUUUUGGGAUAUGAUUUCGUUAAUUAAAAAGAUUUUUGUACAACAUCACUUAGAAGUAGACUCUUUUUUGAAUAUUACUACCAUGAUCUAGGCUUAGAAGUUUAAAGAAGAAGUGAUUGUUAGGAAUAUUUUAAUGAAGACGAGUUAUGGUAUAUCCUUGAUUCAUUGGUUUAAGUAUGUAGCUUUUUGCAAGAAAAUUAAUUGUUUCAUGGAGAUUUAAGACCUUAAAGUGUUAAGCUUACUUAAGAAGGCUUUGUAAAAAUAGGAGACCACGGUUUAAUAAAUCCUUUGAAAAAUGGGUUUUAUAAAACUCUAAUUAGAGCUGAAAAUGGUUAUUUGAGUCCUGAAUAACUUUCCUUUUUGAUGCUAGGUUUAACUGAAGCAAAAUAUAAUGUUUUUAAGCAAGAAGUAUUUACAUUAGGCUUAACCAUUUUGUAGAGUGCUACACUCAGAGAUGUUUCAUAAGUGUAUGAUUGGGAUAAGAUGCUUGUGAAAGUAGAUGUUUUGAAGUAGCUCAUUGAAUUCGCUGCUAGUUUUUAUAGCUAAGAAUUUAUAGCUGUAAUUAACUUAAUGUUAUAAUUUGAAGACGCUUAUCGUCCUGAUUUCAUUUAGUUAAGGUAAUAUGUUAAAAACGAAAAUAACAAUCGUCCUGGCUAGUUAAUAACUCAUGCUCCACUCUAGCAAUCAAAUAUUACACCUCAAGUGCUUAGUCCACCAACUAAUUUAAUAAAUACUAAUCCCUUAGUGAUACAAAGCCCUCCAAUCAACAGUCAAUUGGUUUAAACUUCUGCUCUUUAUCCAGCAGGUCUAUAAUCAACAGUCAACGUAACAGGACCUUUGGUAUAAUAGUAUCCUUCUUAAAUUCAAUAAACCGUAAUACCAUAAGUUAAUCCUCACUUGCAAAGUACUGUUGUUGUACCUGGCCUUUAGCAUUCGUUAAUGCCUCAAAGCCAGGUAAUAAUGCAUCCUCCUACAUAGAAUGUAGUACAAUCUUAAGUUAUAGUGCAAAGGCCACUAAUGUAAUCUAAUAGUUAAGGAUUACCUAUCUAGACAGUAUUUUAAAAUUAACCAAAAAUAUAAGGUUAAUAAUAAAUAAACUAACUCCCUCGAGUGAUGUCAAAUAAUACUUUGGUCACUAAUUAAGUUUAGUAGCCUUAACAAGUUUUAUAUAAAUAAGAUACCUUUGGAAACUAUUAAGAGGGAGGAAUAGAAAAUUAUAAGAAAUCAGUAAAAUUUAAUGAAAACACAGAUAUAUUGACUGAAACAUAUAAAGUUAGAUAAAGUCAUCAUAACGAGUAUUCAAAUUUAAAGCGUUCAUAAAUUCAAUUUAAUACUGACCUUGAUAGACGUGUUUAGGAAGCACUCGAAAUGACUAGAUAAACUAUAAAGAAAAACUAGUAAGUCCCUAAUAUUUUUAAUGAAGACUCUCCAAUAAAAAAAUAUGACCAUAAAGAAUGA